Effrenium voratum is the source of this 864-nucleotide messenger RNA. NCBI's taxonomy places the organism in Eukaryota, Dinophyceae, Suessiales, Symbiodiniaceae. The record is from the annotation of a GenBank genome assembly.
GCACCUGCCCUGCAAUCGUGCCAGACGGUAGCUUUGGCGAGCAAUGGAUGCCGAGCUUCUGCAACGAUUCAAUCCGGAGGAGUUCUACCGGCACUUCUUGGCCGACGGGCUGCGGCCGGACGGGCGGCAGCUGCGGCAGAGCCGGGCCGCGGAGCUGCGGAAGGGCGCCCUGGGCUCCGCAUGUGGGUCCGCCUCGCUGCGGCUGGGGCGCUCCUCCGUGCUCGCGGGGGUGCGGGCUGAGCUGGCGACGGAGGAGGCCUUGGGCCGCGUGGAGGUGUCCGUGGAGCUCCCGGCCCUGGCUGGCGCCCUCUUCCGGGAGAAGCACCGCGCGCUGGGCCUCAUGUCCUUCCUGUCCAACACCCUCACGGAGCUGCUGAACUCCCCGGCAGUGUUCGACCCGGCGCAGCUGGCAGUGCAGAAGGAGGUGUGUUGGAUGCUGAACGUCCACAUCCUGUGCCUCAACUACGAUGGCAACGCCUUCGACUUGUGCCUGCUGGCAGCCAUUGCGGCGCUGGAGGACACGCGGCUGCCAGCCUUAAUGGCGGAGUCGGGUGAGGUGCCGCGGCUGGCCGUGGCGGCGCCAGGCUCGGAGCUAGUGGCGGAGGCUCGGCAACUGGCGCUGUUGGCACGCCCGUUGCCGACGACCUUCGCGCAGAUGCCAGGCGGCCAGUGGGUGCUGGACCCCUGUGCCGCGGAGGAGUCGCUGGGCGCCUCGGUGUCGCUGUGCCUCGUGGAGGGGCGGUGGCUGGUGUUCCACCAGGGCGGGGGCGCGGACGCCGGCCGCUUCCUGGAAGAGUUGAUGCCCCUGGCGCGGGGCGAAAUGUCAAAGCUGACGCGGCUCCUGGAGAACUAGCCGCGGGGAGA